GACGAGGCGAGAGCGAGUGAGCUCCCAAUCUGUGUGUGAACUCCCCAGUUGGGGAAAGACGGAGCAAUAGCGAAAAACCCCCUAAUCCCCCCCAAACUAAAUCCCUAGGUUUUCCCCUCUUCUAGCAGCAGCAGCAGCAGCAGCAGCAACCGGCGGCCGAUAAACCGUCGGAAGGAAGGUGAGAUGGAUCAGCCUGGAGAUCACGAGUAUGACCAGGAGCACGAGGAAGAAGAGGUUUACGGCGGCGAAAUUCCUUAUGAGGGAGACAUGGAAGACGACGUCGACAUGUCUUCCAGACCUGAAGAGGACGAGAACACUGAGCGCAGUGCCAAGCAGGAAUUGGAGGACAUGAAGAAGAGGCUGAAAGAGAUUGAAGAAGAAGCUGGUGCUCUUCGUGAAAUGCAGGCUAAGGUCGAGAAAGAGAUGGGCGCUGUCCAAGACUCCUCGGGUACUUCUGCAUCUCUGGCUGAAAAGGAGGAAGUGGACGCCCGCUCAAUCUAUGUUGGCAAUGUAGAUUACGCUUGCACUCCAGAAGAAGUUCAGCAGCAUUUUCAGUCUUGCGGAACUGUCAAUAGAGUGACAAUUUUGACAGACAAGUUUGGUCAACCUAAGGGUUUUGCAUAUGUCGAGUUUGUGGAAGUGGAUGCUGUGCAGAAUGCCCUCCUGCUAAAUGAAUCUGAACUGCAUGGGCGUCAAUUAAAGGUCUCUGCUAAGAGAACAAAUAUUCCUGGCAUGAAGCAGUUCCGUGGAAGGCGGCCCAACCCUUUUUUCAGAUCCCGAAGGCCUUUCAUGCCGGUUCCCUUCUAUCAACCAUAUGGGUACGGGAGGGUUCCCAGAUUCAGGCGGCCAACACGGUACAGACCAUACUGAUGCCCCGGUUAUGGGUGGUGGUGUGGCCUAUGCUCACGGGGGAAAGAAAAAGGAGUAGAGUUUGCGUUGGUGAUUCUGUAAUUGGCCUUCAGAUAAUAUAUUCUAUCGCUGGGAGCUCGCUAUGGAUGGAUAAGAGAUUUUGCAUUCAUAAUUUGAGGUGGUGGGGAAUGCCCAUCUCUCUGUUUUGAUAUAAUGGAGCUCGGGGAGGAGAUUUAAGUGAGAUCAAUCUAUCUCUUUGUGCUGGAGAGGGCUAGUUGAGAAGUGCCGGAAGGGGUAGAGUAAUGUUGUGACCAUUUCCUAUAUUUCUGUUUUAGAGGAUUCUCAAUGAGUUUGGAUAUUGGAUUCGAGAGAUGGAUCAUGGAUGUGCUUGUUUCCAGAUGUUAACAUUUUAUACUCCCGCCUCGUUUCUCUUUUCUGCAGUCAUGUCGGACCUAAAAUUCACGCAUAGUCAUGGAAGUUGGAUCGAUUCAAUGAGUUUCCUAUCAUGUGAUUCGUAAGGAAAUUUUCGUUUGGAUGAGGAAUUGUAACGGAUUAAUUUGACAUAAUUGUUUAGUUUUGAGACAAUUGUACCAAAUUGCCUCGUUUGUCAACAAAAAAGUUGGAUGGAUCAAUCUGCAUGAGGUAUUUUGAAUUGAUCCAUUUCGAGUUAAUUUCAAUUAAUUGGGGUGUGGGUAGGUAAUUCGAAUAGAGUCGUUUUAAUUGCCUCGUUUAUAAAACAAGACAAUUAAUCAAAUUGACUCAUUUCUAAAUUGAUCCAUCCAAACGACCCAAAAUGCAUCAUAGUGGUCAUAAUCCCCAAGGGGUCGUUU
Messenger RNA from Linum tenue, 1679 nucleotides. NCBI's taxonomy places the organism in Eukaryota, Viridiplantae, Streptophyta, Magnoliopsida, Malpighiales, Linaceae. The record is from the annotation of a GenBank genome assembly.